AUAAAGAGACUUUUUAUAAACUAUUGUCCAAUUUGAAGAAGAAGAAGAAGAAGAAUGAAUUGCUUUAAUUCUCAUUUCAUGUAUGAUGACAACCUGUAGCUACCUCUGGUCAGUCUUCACUUCAGUCCAAGUUGUCCUGACUUUGUAGCUUUUAGUACAGAGAGCACACAACUUAACAGUGUGACAUCCAGUGGAAGUAAACAACACAAGCUGCACGAAUGAGCUGGAUGAAGAUGUUGUAGUCAUAGUGCAGCUAAUAACUUGUAGCUUAGAGCCAAGAUCACAAAGGACACAUUCAUGGCAAAGCAAGAUCGGCUUGAAGUGCAAGACACAUUAAAACAACUCGAGGUAAAAAAGAGCAGCUUCAAGUGCAACAGCUGCGGUACAAUGUAUUAUCCCUUGACUGCAUGAAGUGCUCACAAGAGAACCCACAAUGAUGAAAAGCCUUUCAAAUGCAACACUUGCGAUACAGCGUUCAAGCAUAAGAUCAGUUUGAAAAGAAACCUGGAAACUCACUCAGGUAAAAGGCCGUACGCAGUCAGAGCACUUUAAAUGGAUUAAAUAACUAAAUUACAAAAAGUAUUACAACGUUUUUCUUACUUAUUCAUUCAUACAGGUACCUAGCCAUGCAGAUGGUUUUGUUUUCAAAGGUUUUAAAGGUCCAGUGUGUAACAUUUAGGAGGAUCUAUUGGCAUAAAUGGAAAAUAAUUUUCAGUUAUGUUUUGUUUUAUGUUUUAAACAUACAGCCACAAUAACAACAAUGUUUCUGUCAUUUUACAGUGUUAACGCACUACAUUAAUACAGGACAUAGUUGAUAUCUUUUAUAGACUGUAAAUAACCAGCUAGGUCCAGAAGAUGGCAGCAGAAUGACGUGUAAGCGUCCGACGGAAGGUUGGAGUAACAUUAAAUUGGGUCCGACGGAAAUUCAACACAAACGUAAAGGGGGAACGGAGAUCGGUGUGUCGCUAGUAUUUGACCGCGCUGUGUGUUUGUUUGUUUUCUCUGUUACACAGUGACAAUGUCUUCAGUUCAUUGUUUGAGGGAGUUCGUCAACGAGCGACUGACUGCUGCUGCUGAAGAAAUAUUCAGAGUCUUUGAAAAAACUUUAUCAGUGUAUGAGGAGGAGAUUGUUCGUCAGCGCAGACUGUUGGAUGUAGUCCGGAAGCCCGAGAUAAAACUACACAGGACCGUUCUCCCACAGCCAUUCAGCUGUAAGGAUGUGCCUCUUGUUGACCUGCAGCAGUGUGACCUGGGGAGGAACUCCAGCUUGGACCAAGAGGACCCAGAGCCACCACUGAUUAAAGAGGAACUGGAGGAUCUCUGCACCAGACAGGAUGGAGAGCAGCUUGCACUGGAACAGGAGACUGAAGCCUUUAAGUUAAAACCUACAUAUGACGCCAGUAAACACAGUGAGGAUGAGACUUCAUUUUUGGAUCCUGAUCAAACUUGGAGUGCAGCAGGGAGGGAACCUCUGCCCAGCAUUUCAGAUGAAUGGAUGCAGUCUGAAUCUGACAAAAAACUCAUAACACCAAAGAGUGACUGCAACCAGCAUGUUGGAACAGGCGAGAAACAGUACAUGUGCACUGUUUGUGGAAAGAGUUUCACAAUUAGGACGGACUUGACAUUGCACAUGAAGAUUCACACAGGCGAGAAGCCGUACCGCUGCAAAUACUGCAAGAAGGAGUUCGCGUUCAGCUCAUCUGUGGCACGGCAUCUCCGAGUGCACACAGGGGAGAAGCCCUAUGAAUGUCAAUUUUGUGGGAAAAGAUUUAAUGUCAGCACGACGUUGAAAGUCCAUUACAGAAUCCACACCGGUGAAAAACCAUAUAAAUGCAAGACUUGUGAAAGAGCGUUCACCACCUGCUCAAACCUGAAGAAGCAUAUGGCUCUGCAUGCGAAAGUUGGAAGUAGUAUACAUGUUAGAGGUAAUGACUGUAUGAAAAAUGCCACUAAAAAGCCACAAUGAAAUGGCGUAGGCUGUUAUUUCCUUUGAUUUUUUGAAUCCUGAAUGAUAUCAUGUGCUUGAAUAAAAUUCACAUGUUAUAAAUA
Messenger RNA from Dicentrarchus labrax (European seabass), 2049 nucleotides. Its product is annotated as zinc finger protein 135-like. The record is from RefSeq and is a predicted model, not a curated record. Gene Ontology annotation, molecular function: RNA polymerase II cis-regulatory region sequence-specific DNA binding; DNA-binding transcription factor activity, RNA polymerase II-specific. Gene Ontology annotation, biological process: regulation of transcription by RNA polymerase II. NCBI's taxonomy places the organism in Eukaryota, Metazoa, Chordata, Actinopteri, Moronidae. Bases 1019 to 1966 code for a protein of 315 amino acids. The transcript has 2 exons.